GCACAGCGGCAGAGGAGGCAACAACAAAUGUGUCUGUACACAGAAGCUCAUGGAAACGGUGUUCUGCUCCAGCUCACCCACAGAGCCAAACACCUCCCUCACACCCCCUCCCCCUCCACCUAGAGUCUCCACCAGUCCUGACCGGGUCUGGACCCUGGGGACGUACAGCUGCACAUGACACCAUCACACAGGAAUCCUGCUGGCUCCUGUUCACCCUCUGCAUGGCGUUGUGUCUCCCCCACUGAUCUGGAAACAGUUUGUGCAGUUGGAUUCUUUCUCCAGAGCUCAGACUCGGUCUGAGUGCGGUCAGACGGGUGGAGCUGGAGUUUCUCCCUCCCCUCACCUGCUCUUAAAUGCAGGUUUCCAGGGCGACGCUCUCAAAUCAGAAACAAACAGUCCCAAAAUAUGAGGGGAGGCGUGCAGAGAAACUGCUUCAGACCCUCAGACUUUGUCUUGCUGGUUUUCACCAACACUCCCAGUUUGGACCUUUCUCCAGUUUACAUUUUUACUGAAUUAGCAGACAGCACCCAGUUCAGUCAGCGCUGGCAUCAGGAACAGUAAGAGACAGUAGCAGGACUGGAUGCAGACCUGCAGGGGCUGAGCUUUAUACAACUGGUCUUUAGAACGCGUAAACCAGCCCCUUGUCUUGUUGUUAGUUGAGCAUGUUAGAAUCACACAGAUGCUUUCUCCAGAGGCCCUGCAGCGUGGACAUUGUCUCAGCCUGCCUGUGAUGUCCUGCCCCCCGACCCCAGAUCCUGGGCUGACCUGGAUCUGAGCAGGACCUCCUGAAAGGCUCUGCUCAGGGCAGAACACAGUUUUCCUUCAAAUUUAAAUAAAACCACACACUGAGGCUGCAACGAAGGGGUCUCACAGUCUGGUUCUAGACCCUCUGUUGGGCCACAGCAGGUGUUUCUGGCUGUUACCAUGGAAACGUGGGUGUUGUCUUUUUAUUUUUACUGAUGCGUUUGUUUCUAACCUUUAUAAACUAAAUGGGUGACGUCACUUCUCCAGUCAAACCGUGACUCCUGCUGCGGAGUCCCGUCAGGAUUCUGGUCCCGUUCCAGUAGAAAUACUCGGGCACGCGCUUUACGCUAGCCACGAUGCGUGCACGAGCCUUGUGGAGCAGAGCUCAGCUAGUCUCCAGCUGGGCGUGGGCACGCACCUUGAAUUCUCUCCCCGCUCAGCACAACCCUUUGUCGGAGUGGAUCCAGUUUGUUGUCUCGGUCCUUCUGCUCCUGGCUCCGGUUCCCCGGACAGCUGUUGCCGCUCCGGUGGCUUUCCGUCGCGUUGGACCCUCUUCUCCUCCAUCUACCCACUUCUUCACUUCCAAAGUCUGCAGAGCCGGUUAUUUUUGUUGGUUUCAGUCUUCAUCCAGGUCCGGUACCCCCGGUAACGGUGGCAGACAUGAAGUGGAGGGUCCCGGUUCUGCUGUCAGUCAUCUGUGUGCAGCUCACUGCGGGAGUCCCGGACGGACCGGACGUUCAAGUGAUUGACGUGUUGAAUCUUCAGGACUCGAAGCAGAGCACAGCAGCAGUGGAGAAGCUGUCGGCUGGUCUGAGCACGUUCAGUGAUGUCUAUGUCGUGUCAGCGUUCCGACUGCCGGCGAAGCUGGGCGGUGUCCUGCUGGGCCUCUACAGUAAACAGGACAACAGGAAGUUCCUGGAGCUCGGUGUGAUGGGGAAGAUCAGUAAAGUUCUAGUUCGUUACAUCCGGGCUGACGGGAAGCUCCACACUGUUAACCUGCAGAACGCCAACCUGGCUGACGGGCGGACCCACUCCAUCAUCCUGAGGCUCGGAGGUCUUCAACGUGACAGCAUGAACAUGGAGCUCUAUGUCGACUGCCGAGUGGCUGACUCCAGCCAGGGCCUGCCACCACUGGUCCGCCUGCCUCGAGAAGCGGAGAUGGUGGAGAUCAGACAUGGCCAGAAGGCCUACGCCCGCCUCCAGGGUGCAGUGGAGUCCCUCAGACUGGCUAUAGGGGGCAGUGUUGCUAAAGCCGGAGCUCUGACAGACUGCCCGUUUCAAGGAGACGCUUCAGCCUACAACUCAGUGAGCGGGGAGGUCAACUCCAUCCUGGGUGAUCACACCAAGGCUCUGAUUGGUCAGCUCAUCAUCUUCAAUCAGAUCCUGGGAGAGCUGCGACAGGACAUCAGAGAACAGGUGAAGGAGAUGGCUCUGAUCAGGAACACCAUCCUGGAGUGUCAGGUUUGUGGGUUCCAUGAGCCCCGUUCCCGCUGCUCUCCUAACCCCUGUUAUAAAGGUGUGUCUUGUAUGGAUAGUCUGCUGUAUCCUGGAUACACCUGUGGCCCCUGUCCACCUGGAACCACUGGCAACGGGACGCACUGUCAGGACGUUGACGAGUGUGAGCUGCAGCCGUGUUUCUCUCCCGACGCCUGUGUGAACACUGUGGGGGGGUUCAGCUGCCUGCCCUGUCCUCCAGGCCUGUGGGGGGCACCACUCGCUGGAACCGGACUGGAAUACGCCAAGACACACAAACAGGACUGUAUGGACAUUGACGAGUGUGUCAGUCUACCAGACGCCUGCGUGUCAAACUCUUUGUGUAUCAACACUGUGGGUUCAUACAAGUGUGGCAGCUGUAAACCUGGUUUCCUUGGUAACCAGACAUCAGGUUGCUUCCCCAGGAAGUCGUGUACUGCGUUGACCUUUGACCCUUGUGACAUCAACGCUCACUGUGUCAUGGAGUGGAACGGAGAGGUUUCUUGCAGGUGUAAUGUUGGCUGGGCAGGUAAUGGUAACACCUGUGGAAUGGACACGGACAUCGAUGGCUUCCCAGACCGCCCUCUGCCCUGCAUUGACAUCAACAAACACUGCAAACAGGACAACUGUGUGUUCACUCCAAAUUCUGGUCAGGAGGACGCCGACAACGACGGGAUCGGAGAUCAGUGUGACGAGGACGCAGAUGGAGACGGCAUUAAAAACGUGGAGGAUAACUGCCGCUUGAUCGCUAACAAAGACCAGCAGAACUCGGACAGCGACUCAUUCGGGGACGCCUGCGAUAACUGUCCCAAUGUUCCCAACAGCGACCAGAAAGACACCGACAAUAACGGGCAGGGAGACGCCUGCGACCAGGACAUCGACGGAGACGGUAUUCCCAACGUCUUGGAUAACUGUCCAAAGGUUCCCAACCCCAUGCAAACAGACAGGGACAGGGACGGCGUUGGAGACGCCUGUGACAGCUGCCCCGAGCUCAGCAACCCCAUGCAGACAGACAUAGACAACGACCUGGUGGGAGAUGUUUGUGACACCAACCAGGACACGGACGGAGACGGCCACCAGGACAGCAGAGACAACUGUCCCGACAUCCCCAACAGUUCCCAGCUGGACUCUGAUAACGACGGCCUCGGAGAUGACUGUGACCACGACGACGACAAUGACGGUGUCCUCGACGACUAUGACAACUGUCGGCUCAUUGUCAACCCCAACCAGAAAGACUCAGACGUGAACGGUGUUGGUGAUGUCUGUGAGGAUGACUUUGAUAAUGACGCUGUGAUGGAUUUUAUCGACGUGUGUCCUGAGAGCGCUGAGGUCACACUAACGGACUUCAGAGCCUACCAGACUGUCAUCCUGGACCCAGAGGGAGACGCCCAAAUCGAUCCCAACUGGGUGGUUCUUAAUCAGGGAAUGGAGAUUGUUCAGACGAUGAACAGUGAUCCUGGUCUAGCUGUGGGAUACACAGCGUUUAACGGCGUUGACUUCGAGGGAACGUUUCACGUCAACACAGUGACGGACGACGACUACGCAGGGUUCAUCUUCGGGUAUCAGGACUCGUCCAGUUUCUACGUGGUGAUGUGGAAACAGACGGAGCAGACGUACUGGCAGACCGCCCCCUUCAGAGCCACGGCCCAGCCCGCACUGCAGCUCAAGGCGGUGAAGUCUCAGACCGGACCAGGAGAGUUUCUGAGGAAUGCCCUGUGGCAUACUGGAGACACUCCCGGAGAGGUGAAGCUGCUCUGGAAGGACCCACGAAAUGUUGGCUGGAAGGACAGAACCUCGUACCGCUGGCAGCUCAGCCACCGGCCGCAGGUCGGAUACAUCAGGGUGAAGCUCUUUGAUGGGAUAGACAUGGUGGCCGACUCUGGCGUUGUGACUGACACCACGAUGAGAGGAGGCAGGCUCGGUGUCUUCUGUUUCUCCCAGGAAAACAUCAUCUGGUCCAACCUGCGCUACAGAUGUAACGACACGGUGCCUGAAGACUUCCAGACUCAUCGUAAACAGGUUCUGGUGCACAUCCACGUUUGAGAGCAGCAGACAGACUCAUGUUGGUCUUUCUAACUGUGUGAGGACCCUCAUUGACACAACAGAUUCCCUAGCCCCUUACCCUAACCUUAACUAUCAGAAUUAAAUAUCUAACCCCAACACUUCCCCUAACACCUAACCUAAACCUGGUUCUAAGCUGAACCCCAAAACCAGGUCUGAACCCUCUCACAGCGCACGUGAGACCCGGACAACAUGUUCUCACUUUUCAUUAAUGUCCUCACAGUGCAGAGGUGUCCUCUUACAGGUAUCAAGAGUCGGUCUGAGGAAAUGCUGAUGAGGAGCAUGUGAACGUACUGUCAGUGAGGGUUUAUGUGAAAUUUAAACGUAACAUUUCCAGUUCAGUGUUUCUGUGCAUCCAUGUAUGAGUCAGAGUGUGAGGAGUUAUUUUGGAGUUCAGUCUGUUCACUGAUGCUGACAGAUGAGAAACUUUCUGACAGCUGUCCAAGUCCAAGAUCUAAAAAACUUGUGGGAAAGUAAAGGAUACAGGUCAACUACUGUACCACUCCCAAGGUGCGUUUCAGUAACAAACAGCCUAUCACAGAGCGUCACAUAACAUUAAUGUAUGGAUGAGGAGCAUGUGUUAAAAGCAGGAGGUGAAUCCUCUCCAGUUUUGCCCUCCAUUCAUGUACGUCCACGUUUCAAGAAUCUACACGGUCCAGUCUGAUCCAGUCAGUUUCCUCUGUAGCUUCAUGUUUGAUGAAUGUUUUGUUUUGGACUGGAGCUCUGUGUUAGCUGCAGGAGUCCAGCUUAAUGACCCUGCUGAGCACUGACAAGAUAAUGUUAGGAAGCCCAAAUGAAAAGUGCCAAACAGUGGAAUAUGUUUGUGGAAAUAAACUUGUCCAUGACUUUUCCUAAAACGCUGCUUUUGUCUUCCAUGGUUUCUACAGCACAAAGGCUCAGACUGGC
This is a messenger RNA of Monopterus albus (swamp eel), 5184 nucleotides long. RefSeq names its product thrombospondin 3a (gene thbs3a). The transcript has 23 exons. Gene Ontology annotation, molecular function: calcium ion binding. Gene Ontology annotation, biological process: cell adhesion. Lineage: Eukaryota; Metazoa; Chordata; Actinopteri; Synbranchiformes; Synbranchidae. The record is from RefSeq and is a predicted model, not a curated record. The coding region runs from base 1405 to 4260 and encodes 951 amino acids. Gene Ontology annotation, cellular component: extracellular region.